Messenger RNA from Rotaria sp. Silwood1, 3549 nucleotides. Lineage: Eukaryota; Metazoa; Rotifera; Eurotatoria; Philodinida; Philodinidae. The record is from the annotation of a GenBank genome assembly.
UUCGAUAACUCAUACCUAGCAGGUUUUCAUUGAGAGAUACAAGCACCGAACAGUUAAAAAAGAACAACAAAAGUUGAGAUUUGUUCUUGUCUCUCUUUGUUACUUCAUAAUCUCAUUUCUUAUGAACUUCUUUUAGUAAUCGUAAAAGAUAUAAAGUAACUACACAAAUGAUUCUAUUUCUUCAUGAUUGUUGUUUAUCAUCGUAAUAGAAACUCAUUUCCAGUAUCUCAAACUGAAGUACUAUGUGAAAAAUGUAAUCAUUGUUAAAUAUUAGCUUUUUAUUUCCUCUCUCUUGAUUUUCUCUUUUCAUAUCAUUCAACAAACUAAAAUAUAUCUGAAGUGAGACAAGUAAUAGAAUUUGAACAACCAAAUUACUUUUAAAAGAAAUAUUUUCAUUCCCUAUUCUGAUAAGAAUCAAAUAUUUUACUGUGUAUCUUUGUGUGGUAUCGGUUGAUCUUCCCUCUAUUAAAGAAAGAAAUAUCUACCGAAAUAGUUGGAAAAUAUUCUUUUGCGAUUUUACAGGAAAACGAGACUUUUUUCCAUUAAUUCUACAAAUAAUUCAGUUUCUCACAAGUUUUCAUAUCAUAAUACUUUAGUUUACUCUUUUAUUUCCAACAGUUAAGAUAGGAACCUAAUAUAUGAAGCUUACAAAAACUUUUUGACCUUUUCUAUCCAUCUACCACUGAAAGGGUAAGAAUAAAUUGAGCCAGCAAAAUAUGAAACAUACACAUAAAUACUAGAUUAUUUCUAGUGAUGAAAACGUUUCUUGUGACAUUUAUAAGCACUUUUGGUAAAGUUUUUUUUUACUUGAUCUAAGAAUAUUUUGUGUAUUAGCAGUUAACAAUCACAUACUCUCAGAAAAAAAAUGUAACUAACUGUUCGAUUUCUUUCUUUUUCAUAACAGCUUUUGAGUUACCAUGAAAACAUACUUAUUUGUGAAAUUCUCUCUUUCUCUUUUAGAAAGUACUCUUUCGCAAGAACGAAACUAUCAUCUAAUCAACUUUGUUCACAGUUAAUUUAAUACCACAAUAAAAUGCUAAUGUUCAAUUCAUCUACGACAAUUAUUAGCUUUUUAAUGCUUCUGAUGAUAUUUGUAGAUCGAAUCAUUGGUAAAAACUUCAUUUUUUUUCUCAUUCCGCAGUCAUCUCAUCAAUAUUUGUAUUAUCUGUGUUCGUUACAUCCUAAGAAUCAUUAAUGCUCAAGGACAAAAUCGAUUAAUCACUAAGGAUUAGGUUUUUGUUUUUAUAGUGAGAUGAUAUUCAACAGGUAGAGAUAUCAAUCUAGCAACCUUUACGAGUAAUCUCCCUUUAUGUCUUGUCUUUAGUUAGAAAACAAAUUUAAAUACCUAGGGCAGUCAAAAAGUAAUGACAAUAGUACGUUAUUUCCUUAUAAAAAAACUUUAAAAAUCUGUCUUUCUAUGUAGUCUGAUAGGGAAAGAGUGUUCUAUUUUUUCUAUGCUAUUUGAUUAUAUUUCAACUAAACUAAUAAUAAUAAAUUUUCGAUAAGAGUUUCUUCAUUACCACGUCUACUGGAUGAAAACAAAGGAGACGGAUUAGUUUCAGUCUCUUAAUACAUUGUAUCAACAAUAAAAAUAUAACAUAAAGCGCACCGUGAAAAGUUCUACAUUUUAUUAGAGACCAAUUAUUUUCUAGAUACAAUGUUUUGAGGGACCGAACUUUGGGCAUUUCGAAACUGCAUUUUAUGGUAUAUUUUAAUUGUUGAUACAAUGUUUUAACGGACUGGAAAUUGCAACGCAAACUUUCAUCCAGUAGACAUCGUAAUAAAAAAAAGUCUUACUCGAAAAUUUAUUAUCAUUAGAUUAGUCGAAGUAUAAUCAAAUAGCAUAGAACAAUAGAACACUCUUUUCUCUAUCAGUCUAUAUAGAAAAAACGAUUUUUAAAGCUUCUUAUAAGAAACUAAAGUACCAUUCUUACUGCUUUCUGACUGCCGUAUGUAAAUGAAAAUAAAUAAAUAAGACAGAUUUCAUCACUUGAAUCUUUUCUCUCGAGAUUUUUUUCUAAUUCUGUUUGUCAAAAGAAAAACAAUAUAUAUUCGCCAUAUUUAGAAGUGUAAAACUAACCAUUGGCAGUAUUCCAACUAAAAAGCACAAUAUUAUAUGAAAUAUUUAUUCUGUAAAAAUCAAUCUAAAACUCAAGAUGAAGACCUACUAUCUAUUUGAGUAUUAUGUUUUGUCAAGAGUAAUAAUUGCUCUCGAAAACCUUGGACAAAACAGAAAUAGAUCUUAGAUAAAAUAUUUCUGUUACAUCUCUACUGAUCCAAGUAGAUAAUUUAUUUCGUAUGAAAAAUAAAAUUCUUUGAGCAUGCACUUGUUCGCAUUAAAUAUACUUUGCAGAUAGACAAAACACUUGAAUAAAUUGACGAGCUAAGACAAGAAAAAUCCAAAUAUAUAGCAUAAUUAUUAACUAGUUUCUAAUGGUAAACUGAAUAAUUGCCAAAAACAAUAUUUCUAUUCAAAAACGUAUUUUAAGGUGUUGUAUAUUGUUUAUAUGUGCUUCAAUACUCAUAUUCGCACUAUAAAAGGAAAGAACGAGUUGAUGUUGACACUUUGAUCUAUGUUUAGCACAACAAAACCUGUCACCAUUUUCGCAUUGGGCACAGAACGCUACAACAGUUGCAGGGUCAGCAAAUGGAGCACCUGGAUCUUCUUUAUCUACUCUCAAUGGGAAUAUAGGAAUAAGGAUAACAAAUGAUGAUACUCUCUAUAUUGCUGAUUCUGAUAAUAGUCGUAUUGUUGUCACCCGACCAAAUUCAACUACAGCUGUAGCUAUUAUUCAGAAUGGAUCGGAUUCUAAUCCUCUAUUUGGUAUGCCUGGUGAUAUUUUUAUCACUGAAAAAUAUAUCUAUGUUGCAGACUUGGGGAAUUCCGAUGUGGUAAGAUUUUUCAAAAAUAGAACAAGUCCAGAGAUCAUUGCAGGAAUUAAAGGUCAAUAUGGAAAUUCAGAUAAUACGUCAACUAUCGGUUUUUGCUAUAGCAUUUUUGUCGACAAAAAUGAGAACUUGUAUGUUAGUGACUUUACUAACAACAGAGUGGUUCGUUACUCACCAAAUUCAUCAAGUGGUACGCCUGGUAUGAUAAUAGCUGGAAAUGGUACUUCUGGAAACGACAGCUCACAGUUAAAUAGCCCAUGGGGAAUAUUUGUCAAUGAAGUUGAAACAUUGUAUGUUGUGGAUUCUUUCAACCAUAGAGUUCAAAUAUGGAAUAAUGGAGCUUCUUUCGGUGUGACAGGGGCUGGUACUGGAGUUAAUGGUAAUAGUUUAUCCGAAUUAUCGUAUCCAUCAGCAAUUGUUGUUGAUCUGAAUGGAUAUAUGUAUAUAGUUGAUAAAGGAAAUAGUCGAAUUGUUCGAUGGGCACCGAAUUCGAAUACUGGUGAAUGUAUUGCGGCUUGUACGGGUAUUACUGAUAUUGGAAUAGAUAUUCUACAUUGGCCGAAUGCAUUGGCAUUUGAUAGCUAUGGAUCUCUUUUUAUUAGCGAUGGAAACAACAAUCGGGUCCAAAAGUUCGAGAUACUUGACGGUUUUAGUGAGUAA